Messenger RNA from Phytophthora nicotianae INRA-310, 2421 nucleotides. RefSeq names its product methylenetetrahydrofolate reductase. The transcript is spliced from 2 exons. Gene Ontology annotation, molecular function: methylenetetrahydrofolate reductase [NAD(P)H] activity; FAD binding. Gene Ontology annotation, biological process: tetrahydrofolate interconversion. Gene Ontology annotation, cellular component: cytosol. Lineage: Eukaryota; Oomycota; Peronosporomycetes; Peronosporales; Peronosporaceae. The record is from RefSeq and is a predicted model, not a curated record. The coding region runs from base 35 to 2068 and encodes 677 amino acids.
GUUCGCUACACACCAUUCGCCACCAAGCAGCAACAUGGGGAAGAUUAUCGAGUCGAUCCGCAGUGCGUACGCGGCCCGUGCGGACGACGCAUCGGCCCGCCCCACGGUGUCCUUCGAGUUCUUCCCCGCCAAGACGAAUGCGGGUGUGUUCAACCUAUUGACGCGCGUGGAGGAGAUGGGGCUGGCGCUGCAGCCGACGUUCGUGACGCUCACGUGGCGUUCGGCUUUCAAGGACGAGGCGCUGUGGCUGCGCAUUGGAGCCCACAUCCAGAAUGAAUUCCAGCUCGAUGUGCUGCUGCAUCUCACGUGCCAUCUGCCCACGGAGCAGCUCAAGCGAAUCCUCAAGAACGCACGCGCCGCUGGAAUCCGCAACAUCUUGGCUCUGCGAGGAGACCCUCCCAUUGGCGCCGAGCGUUGGUCCCCCGUAGAGGGAGGACUGAGCAACGCUGUGGACCUCAUCAAACUCAUCCGAGAGGAACACGGAGACUACUUCUGCAUCGCCUGUGCGGGUUACGCGGAGGUGCAUACCGAGUCGUGGAACCAUCCGGACCUGCCUCCGUCCAACGAGGCACGCGCCCUCGACCUGCAGCGACUCAAGGCCAAACAGGAUGCAGGCGCCGACUUCAUCAUCACCCAGUUCUUCUUCGACGUGGACAACAUGAUCCAGUGGAUCUCUGACUGCAAAGACGCAGGGAUCACUAUCCCUAUCCUACCUGGGUACCUGCCGAUCCAGAACUACAGUUCCUUCUGCAAGUUCACGAGCUGGUGCAAGACCCGAGUGCCUGAGAAGGUGCUCACAGCUCUGGAUGCCAUCAAGAACGAUGACGCGGCUGUGCGUCGCUACGGUACUCAGUUAGCGGUGGAGACUUGUCGACGUCUGCUGGCUGCCGGCGUGAACUCACUGCAUUUCUACACCAUGAACUUGGCCACGACCGUGACGCAGGUGCUGGAAGGACUGCAGCUACUACCUGCUCGCAACCAGCGCGAGCUGCCGUGGCAGUCAACACUGCAGCGCUCUACCGUCGAAGGCGAGCAGGUUCGCCCCAUCUUCUGGUCCAACCGCCAGGCUAGUUACAUCGCCCGUACUGCUGCGUGGGACGAGUUCCCCAACGGACGCUGGGGAGACCGCACGAGUCCUGCGUAUGGUGAGCUGUCCGAGUACUAUCUCGCCUUCAAACGACCCAAGCUUCAACGUACUGAGCUAUGGGGCACGCCGCAGACCGAGGAGGACGUGUGGAACGUGUUCGUUCGCUUCAUCGACGGCCACGUGAAGCAGCUCCCGUGGUGUGAACAGGCUCUGUCGCUCGAGAGUGCAGCUAUUCGUGAAAACCUGCAGUGGCUCAACUCCAACGGCUUCUUGACGAUCAACAGUCAACCGCGUGUGAACGGAGCUCCUUCCAGUGAUCCGUCCGUCGGCUGGGGAGGAGACGAUGGUGUAGUGUUCCAGAAGGCAUACGUGGAGUUCUUCGUGGCCCCUGAGAAGAUCGCACACCUCGUCAAGGUCAUGCGACGCGACUACCCUCAGCUGUCGUUCCACGCCCUCAAUCGUCGGGGCGAUGAGCACCGCAAUACGCCGCUGCACAGCGUGACGGCCGUCACGUGGGGCGUCUUCCCCGGAAUUGAAAUCGUUCAACCUACAGUCGUGGAUUCCGACUCGUUCGCUGCUUGGAAGGACGAGGCGUUCGAGCUGUGGCAAACGCAGUGGGCGUCGGCCUACCCUGAGGGUUCGUGUUCUCGUGAGGUCAUCCAGCACAUCUACGACUCCUACUUCCUGGUCAACAUCGUCGACAAUGACUACGCCAAUGAUGACUCGGACAUCUUCAGUAUCUUCACGCGGAUCAUCACGGAGGCCAUGGACAAGGAAGAGCUGCGUACGCGUGUGCUGGAGCUGGAAGCCAGACGCGAGAAGAUGUUCGACACGCUGGCGUCGUUCCAGUCGCUGCAGAAGGACCUCAAUGGCGAGCUGCGAGCGGCGCACUCGGAGCUCGCGGGUGUUCGUGGAGAGAACCUCCAGCUGAAGGAAAAAGUCCGUCAACUGGAGGCCCAACUCGCUCUCGCGUCGCUGUAGAUACUCAUGAAUGAAGACCAGACCCCCUCGCCAGCUCUAGGGACCAAAUCGCAACAGGACACUGGACGGGAGGCCUCAAGUGGCUGCACCCUCCUGCACCUACUUACCGUGUGCCUCCCCUCCUAAGCAACGGAUUCCGAUUGACCUUCACUGUGUGCUGGGCUCUGCAAGAACCAUAGAGUGAAUGAAAGUACAGUUGUGCUUAGAAACUUCUCCUGGCAGCAUUCGUCUGCGGUACCGCACUCACUUCUUUGACACGAUGUACUGUGACCGCUCUGAAUACGCAACAUUAUCUUUGCAUCCACCUCUUACAUUUAAUACAGCACAAGCAAUGCAAAAUCUACCAGCUACUG